Molecule: messenger RNA, 1539 nt
Organism: Letharia lupina
Lineage: Eukaryota; Fungi; Ascomycota; Lecanoromycetes; Lecanorales; Parmeliaceae
Exons: 5
Coding region: 1-1539 (512 amino acids)
Source: RefSeq, a predicted model, not a curated record
AUGGACCGACACUAUUCGACCCUGGAACUCGCUAAACACGAUGAGACUGCUAGAGCUCCAGAACGCGACUACGAUGCGACAGCCUUUGAGCUUGAUACAAGCGCUCUGGCACCCGAGACUGUACCUGAUACCACCCCACAAGUGCUCUAUAAUAAUUCAUUGCCAGAGGCUCAUGGCAACGAGAAGCCUACUGAGGAACACCUUCAUGUCACCAAGCUUACACGCAAAUGGCCAUGGAUUGUUAUAGCGUUGAUUCUCGCUGCAGUCAUCGCUAUUGGAGUUUCGGUUGGGAUCUGGCAUCACCGCGAGUAUUUGUUAUAUAAGCCUCCUAGAGUUAGCAGCCCUCCGGCGUCGAAUAUGACAUAUACCCCUCAAUAUAUCCUUAACGAUACAUCUCUGGCAGCCGUAUCCCUCUCUAAUGGGGACCGACACUUAUUUUUCCAGGAUAAUACUGGUUUGAUCCGACGUGCGGUUCGUGUUGAAUCUAACGGCCAAUGGACCACGACCCCGAAUCUCAAUGCCAGUGCGGAUCCUUCUUCCGAAGUCAUCUCCAACCCCAAGAGGAAUACGCCGUUGACAGCAAUCGGCCCUACAGAAGCCCAACCUGACAGCGAUAUGUCGCUGUACUAUAUUUCAGAAAACCAUACUGUGUGUUCAAAUGUAAUGAUCGAAGGCUCUUGGGGUCAAGAUCAAUACUUUGGGGGCUACAGCACCGCAGUGGAUACGCGCUCACUGUCCAUAAUCUUAUUUUCAGUGGCAAAUGAUUCAUCUAAUCUCAAUAAUGAAGAUUCGACUACCAAUAUAGCUCUGCUGUACUAUGAGAAUCCAAACGGGAAAGUAUCAGCGCUGUUGUAUCGUCCUCUUACCGUAAUCGCAGAAAACCAGAAUGAUGGACCGUAUUUGCUGGAUCAAUGGAUUGAUAUCACCAGUCAAGAAAGCAAAGCAUUGCCGAAUGAAUUCCGUAAUGCUCCUGGUUUUAACUACAGCGACGCCCUUUACACACACUCCGGAUAUGGAAAUGCUACAUUCAGCCAUACCUUAUAUGAGGCAGACCCGAUUGCUGUAUACAGCACUCCGUUCUGCAGUGCACCAAAUACCUUUGGAGUAUCCGUAGCAUGGUUUUACUCACCGUUUAACCUCCCGCUGAAUGCCAUAACUCCUCUCGCUGGCGACAGUUUUUUUGCUGCUAGCUACAUGGUCGGCCUCAACGGCUCUGGGAACUUCAGCCUAACAGAAUAUACACCACCCUCAAAAGAUUAUGCUUCAAUCCACCAGUCAGAUAUUGCAGCUUUUGGCAUACAAUCUGGUAUCUGGAUCAACGGCACACAGCCGGCACUGAUACAAACGGAAUACGACGAAAGUACAACGCUCCCAAGCAACGAGUUCCCUUUCACAAGGCUUGCUAGUGUGACCUUGACUGACGGAUCGGCGACUUAUCUAUACCAUCAAAUGAAUGGUACGACGUUUGCUGAGGAACAGUGGGAUGAUACACUGCGAGCCUGGCUUCGCCCGGAGUACAUAACCGUGUCAGAUUCCUAG